Messenger RNA from Brienomyrus brachyistius, 1276 nucleotides. RefSeq names its product secreted frizzled-related protein 2-like. Bases 125 to 1006 code for a protein of 293 amino acids. Gene Ontology annotation, molecular function: Wnt-protein binding. The record is from RefSeq and is a predicted model, not a curated record. Gene Ontology annotation, biological process: canonical Wnt signaling pathway; non-canonical Wnt signaling pathway; negative regulation of canonical Wnt signaling pathway. NCBI's taxonomy places the organism in Eukaryota, Metazoa, Chordata, Actinopteri, Osteoglossiformes, Mormyridae. The transcript has 3 exons.
CCUCUGCCACACGUACCGACAGCACCGCAGUAUCUGAGAAGUCCAUGCAUGGGUGUAGUUAAGACAUUUCGGUAAAAACAGCGAGACACAUGUUUUAGGAAAGUGGUCAAGUAUAGCCCAGGACAUGCAUUUCACGCUGAUCGUCACCGCCUUGCUGGGCUCAGCAGGAUCCCUGGAAGCCGUUCACGGGAUAUACGCUUUCGGUCAGUCUGACCUGUUUCAGAAGAGGAGCAACUGCAAACCGAUCCCUGCGUCUCUGCUGCUCUGCCACGACAUGGAGUACACCGACAUGCGGCUGCCCAACCUGCUCGGCCACGAAACCAUGAAGGAGGUCCUGCAGCAGGCUUCGUCCUGGAUCCCCCUGGUCCAAAAGCAGUGCCACCCGGACACCAGAAAGUUCCUGUGCUCUCUCUUUGCUCCGGUGUGCCUUGAUGACCUAGAUGAGUCUAUCCAGCCAUGCAGGUCCCUCUGCGAGGGGGUUCGGCAGGGAUGCGCUCCCGUUAUGUCUGCAUUCGGGUUCCCAUGGCCAGACAUGCUGGACUGCAGCCGCUUUCCGUCAGAUAACGAUCUGUGCAUCCCCCCUGCCAACACCGACAACUUCGCACCCGUCACCAAAGAAGUUCCAAAGGUCUGUGACGCUUGCCAAGAAAAAGAGGAGAAUGACAAUGAGAUCGUUGACAGCCUCUGCAAGAACGACUUUGCACUGAAAAUCAAGGUGAAGGAGAUCUCCUACAUGAACGGGGACACCAAGAUUAUCCCAGAGAGCCGGAGCAGGACCAUCUACAAGCUGACGGGUGUGACGGAGCGGGACAUGAGGAGGACCGCGCUGUGGCUGAGAGACGGCCUGUACUGCACCUGCGACGAGAUGAACGACAUCAACGCGGCGUACCUGGUGAUGGGCCAGAAGAUGGACGGGCACCUGGUCAUCACCUCGCUGAAGAGGUGGCAGCGAGGCCAGAGGGAGUUCAGGAGGAUCUCGCGCAGCAUCCGCAAGCUGCAGUGCUGAUCUCCGUCAGUUCCCACGGACACAGAUGGAUGUAAAGAGCUUCACUCUGACUGAUUAGGCUGUAAUUCUGUUUAGAGACGAACAACUGAAUGUUAGUUCAAAGUAAAAAAGACAGUUACAGUACCUCUGAAUUCAAUAUCCAGUACAUUUUCACUGAGUUUUCAUAAAAAAAAUGACGUUUUAUAUGGAAUUAUUUUACAUUUUUUACCUUGUUCUUUGCAGGAAUCUUGAAAGUUGUCCUAUACAGACAAACACAAACACACACAUAUA